Durusdinium trenchii is the source of this 366-nucleotide messenger RNA. The record is from the annotation of a GenBank genome assembly. Lineage: Eukaryota; Dinophyceae; Suessiales; Symbiodiniaceae.
AUGCCAUUAGGUGAUUCCACAGUGACCAUGGUUCAUCAAGGCAAUCAGUUUGUAGCUAGGAGCCUUGGUUUGACAAAGGCCAUUUGGGUUUUGGGAUAUGACACCAAAGGGACCUAUCCUCCGAGAUUUGGACAACGUGUCUCUGCGCUUUAUGAGCGCUUCUGCACGAAGCGUGAAGCGUACCCUCCUGAGUGGGAUUCUGAUACGAUGAAUAUCUUGAAAGCUAAAGAGGUUUUUGCAAUGGUUUCCUGGGAGUCAGAUGAUCUCUGGGAAGACGCUGGUUUGAAAGAUGUCUUCUGUUACUUGAGAGGCUCAAAGAGCCUAGUGCUUGGGGAUUGGCGACCAUAUUUCCCAACCACCAUAUAG